This is a messenger RNA of Aspergillus bombycis, 1035 nucleotides long. Its product is annotated as aminoglycoside phosphotransferase family protein. The record is from RefSeq and is a predicted model, not a curated record. Lineage: Eukaryota; Fungi; Ascomycota; Eurotiomycetes; Eurotiales; Aspergillaceae. The transcript has a single exon. Bases 1 to 1035 code for a protein of 344 amino acids.
AUGUCAACUCCAAACCCCAUCCCCCUCCUAACCCUGGAAACCUUCGCCAAAGCGACGCUGCACCUGGCGCACGCAACCCUAACCCGCCACCCCCAAAUCGAAGGCGACGACCAUAUGAUCUUCACCAUCAGCGAAUCCCCAGGCCACCUGUUACGCGUGACAAAACCGCGCCAAGACCGGCCCUUAAUACUGGGCACGCAUAUGCAAAGGUUCGAUAUCGCGGUGCGCGAACUCAUCGCGGAUGAAUACGUGGCGCGUGGGUUGUCUGGGGAUAUUAUACCAAAGUCUCUUGGGCAUGAGGUUCUCACGGGAGAUGGGGUUCAUGCUGUUUCCAUGGAGACGAGGUUGGAGGGAGUUGGCCUGCAUCGGGGUGGUUUGACCGGCCUGACUGAGAGGACGGUUCAGGGGUUUGUGGAGAUGAUGAGUGUUCUGAAGGGGGUUGAUAUUGGGGGGCUAGAGGGGAGGUUGAAGGGGUUGGGGGUGGUUGGGUUUGAGGUUCCAUUUAUUCCGUGGCCGGAGAUUCGGGGGAUGCGGGAGAGGGCGGUUGUUGCGUGGAGGAGGCUGGUUAAUAGGGGGCAGAUUGUGGGGGGUGAUUAUAAGGUCGAGGAUGGUGAUGAUUUUGAGGGGUUGGGUGAGAGGAAGAUGGCAUUUAUAGGACGGGUGAGGGAUAUGGAUGAGACAUCACGGCGGGUGCUCAUUCAUAAUGAUAUUAAGGGAGAGCAUAUCCUGGUGGAUUCCGAUGGUCGGAUUACUGGCCUCCUGGAUUGGGCAGAUGCCGGCGUUGGUUAUCCGGCGACUGAUAUCGCAGGCUUAGUGUUGACUGUUGGGCCGCGGCUGGCUGUCAGGAUUGCGCGCGAGGUUGGAUAUGUAGAGGAUGAGAUUCUUCAGGGACUGAUGCAGGCUCGGUGUGAGUGUGUUUUGAGGUUGGAUGACCGAUUGAAUGGGGAUGACGAAUUGACUCCGAUUGAUCUGUUGAAGGGCCAGCUCGUUUUGUCAAUGGAAGAUUGUGAACUUGUUGAUUGUUUUGAAUUCUAG